AUGGCCACACGGGAAUGCUAUGUAGCCAUGAUGGAGAUGGAAGACCAGGUCCAAGCCCUGAACAUAGAAGAGCACCGAAUGGUGACGGAACCAAUAGAGAAACUAGAGGAGAUAACCCUUAACAGCUCCAAUCCUGACCGAACAACCAAGAUCAAAACGCUCGCUAACCCCGCAAUCCGUCAAGAACUCAUAACUUUCCUGAAGAACAAUCAAGACGUGUUUGCCUGGAGUCAUGAUGACAUGCUAGGAGUAGACCCUUCGAUCAUGGUACACAGGUUGAACGUGUUGUCCUCCUUUUCACCCGUCCGACAGAAGAAGAGAGUGCUUGCUCUAGAAGAAGACCAAGCAAUAGCGAAAGAAGUUUGCAAACUACAAGAGGCAAGCUUCAUUAGGGAAGUCUACUACCCCGAUUGGCUGGCGAACGUAGUAAUAGUUAAAAAAGCAAACGGAGAAGACUUCAUUCGUAACCAGUCAAGGCCUCUUAUGCUACAAAGUAAUGCCAUUCGGACUGAAAAACCGGUCGCAACGUACCAAAGGCUGAUGAACAAGAUGUUCGUGCAGCAGAUUGGGAGAAAUGUCCAGGUCUAUGUUGGUGACAUACUAGUGAAGAGCCGAAGGGAGGAGGAUCACCUGGAAGACCUUAGAGAAACAUUUGGCACUCUUCGUUCCUAUAACAUGAAGCUCAAUCCAGGGAAGUGCGCCUUCGGCAUGACAACUGGAAAAUUCCUAGGAUUCGUGAAGUCUUUUGAGUGGACGGCCGAGUGUCAGCGAGCAUUCGAGGAGUUAAAAGCCUAUCUAUCUUCACCACCGUUGCUGAGUCCCUCGCAACUAGGUGAAGAACUCUUCCUCUACCUGGCUAUCUCCCCUGCUGUAGUCAGCACAGCCUUAAUUAGAGAAGAGGACAGGGUGCAGAAACCCGUAUACUACGCCAGCCGGGUGCUCUGCGGUGCCAAAGAAAGAUACCCACCUAUGGAGAAACUUGCCUUUGCAUUAGUCACGGCGGUUUGCAAGCUCAAGCCAUACUUUCAAGUCCAUACGGUGAACGUCAUGACCGACAAGCCCUUACGACGGGCAAUGAACAAUCCUGAGGCUGCAGAAUUUACUUAUGACGAGGACAAGGGGACAGAAGAGUCCCCUCAGUGUAGCAUAUAUACUGACGGAUCAUCCAAUAGACAAGCCGGGGGUGCCGGCAUCGUACUGCUCUCACCCGAAGGAGACAAGGUUGAAUGUAUGGUCCGUCUUGACUUCCCAACCACCAACAAUGAAGUGGAAUACGAAGAAUUAGUAGCAGGCCUCGACCUCACCAAAGCUGCAGGAGCCACAAGCGUAGUCAUUUACUAUGACUCUCAGGUCGUAGCCAAUCAAGUGAAUGGAGAUUAUGAAUGCAAGGGUGAAAAGAUGAAGAGAUACCUUGAUCAAGUAAGGGCAAGAGUUGACGACCUAGAAGCCAAAAUCAUCCAAAUCCCUAGAGAAGAAAAUGAGCACGCCGACCGUCUAGCCAAGACCUCUUCAGCAGAGCAUAUGAUAACCCCUGACGAGAAGGAGGCAGUAAGAAAACUGAAGGUCCAGGCGGCAAGGUUCGUCUUGAUAAAAGACGUCCUGUACAAAAGAGGCUUCUCUCGUCCAUAUCUGAGAUGCGUGGGUACUGAAGAAGCAGACUAUGUUAUGAGGGAGGCAACCAACCGAAGAACUGACCCCGAUGACGGCCCCAUGGCCGUUCGCUCAAUGAAGACUAGACAUUAUGGGAACUUUCCCUACAGCGGUACGACAGCUGAAGUUCCUGGUAGUGGGUUUGGUAUUCCUAAAGUCCUAGUCUCGAAUAACGGGAGGCAAUUCGACAACGACUACUUCUAG
Quercus lobata is the source of this 1854-nucleotide messenger RNA. RefSeq lists its product as uncharacterized. Bases 1 to 1854 code for a protein of 617 amino acids. The record is from RefSeq and is a predicted model, not a curated record. Lineage: Eukaryota; Viridiplantae; Streptophyta; Magnoliopsida; Fagales; Fagaceae. Gene Ontology annotation, molecular function: nucleic acid binding; RNA-DNA hybrid ribonuclease activity. The transcript is spliced from 7 exons.